AUGGCGAGCGAACUGACCUCUCUUGAGCCAGUUUACCAUGAUGUAGAACCCAAUCCAAGCCAGCAGAACACUAUUAUUUUUCCUGAAGGACAGUCCGGUGUACAAGUGUUUCUGUACGUCAAUAAUACAAGUCAGGUGAUGAUAGAGCCCUGUUGCAUUGAAGAUGAUGUCGUUAAAUGUGCUUGCACAAAUGAAACAAUACAAGGAGAGAAAAUAGUUACUUGGAAUACUACAGUAGUAUUCAACACGGGAUCUCUAGCGCUUACUUGUAAUAGUAAAUACCUGUCCAUAAUGGAUAUGUCGGAGUUCGAUAAGUCACAGUUUGUUUCAAUACUCAAAGAAUGUGAUGGAAAACCCCAGUGUGCUAUUAAUACCUUUCACAUUCAGCAUAAAUCAAUCAGCUUCUACUGUCAAGAUAAAUGUGAAAAUUACAACUCUACAAAAGCUGUUCUCAAGCAUAAUAUGUUAGACAAUUUGGAAGUACAAUAUCAGAGUGACGUCAGAGAAAACUUUACUGCGUUCCAGAAGUCUCGUGUCUACGAUUGUGAGGCUGGACAUGUUCUGACACGUGGUAAUCUAACGCAUCAGUGUCCGAGAAGGGGGCAGUGGUUGGGGGAUCCUCCAGUUUGCAAUGUCACCUGUCAGGAACCUAUCCAUGAGAACAUUACCACUAUUCGUGAAACAAGUCCGUUUCCAAUCUAUGUUGAGGGUUAUAAUGUGACUUACACGUGUAGGAGAAACCAUCGUCACUCUGGCGGUGAUCUAACUAGAUUCUGUGACGGAAGUGGCAGUUGGACAGGAGAGAAGCCUUUUUGUAAACGUUGCAAAUGUCCAUGUGAUAGGGUCCGAACCCAAAAUUUCAUCAAAGAUCCAGUAGUCCUUAAGAAUCGAAUUGACAAAUUGAAGAUGGAGUUGAAAGUGAAAAUGGAAAGUCUCUCCUCAACAUUGAGGAGGAAGACAUGUGCCAAGGACGAACGAAAGUCAUCAACCAACAUCGGCUCCGUCCUCGGAUGGGGAAUUCUCAUGUUUAUUGUGGUCCUCAUUGUAUUAAGUGACAUUCCAUUGUUCUACAGGCAAAUCCGUUAUGGACCUUAA
Molecule: messenger RNA, 1095 nt
Organism: Saccostrea echinata
Lineage: Eukaryota; Metazoa; Mollusca; Bivalvia; Ostreida; Ostreidae
Exons: 6
Coding region: 1-1095 (364 amino acids)
Source: RefSeq, a predicted model, not a curated record